Lentinula edodes (shiitake mushroom) is the source of this 869-nucleotide messenger RNA. RefSeq lists its product as uncharacterized. Gene Ontology annotation, cellular component: cytoplasm; COP9 signalosome. Lineage: Eukaryota; Fungi; Basidiomycota; Agaricomycetes; Agaricales; Omphalotaceae. Gene Ontology annotation, molecular function: protein binding; metallopeptidase activity; deNEDDylase activity. The transcript is spliced from 10 exons. The record is from RefSeq and is a predicted model, not a curated record. The annotation marks the transcript as partial. Gene Ontology annotation, biological process: protein deneddylation.
AAAUUGGACCCGGAGGCUGACAAAAAGAUGAAGUCACUAUGGAGCAAAGACUCAGACCCUCAUUAUUUUAGCUCAUGCAAAAUAUCAGCUGUCGCUCUAAUAAAGAUGGUCGGUAGAUGCAGCUCCGUCAUCUCAAAAAAACUGAGAAAGGUCGUUGGAACGUCGCUGGUCAUUCUAGACUCCUUCGCGCUACCUGUUCGGGGAACGGAGACGCGUGUAAAUGCCGGUGCAGAGACAACAGAGUAUAUGGUGGCAUAUCAUCAAUGUAGCCAAAGUGCUGGAAGACCGGAGGAUCUAGUUGACUGGUAUCAUUCUCACCCUGGCAAUGGCCGUUGGCUAUCUGGUAUAGACGUCAGCACUCGGUUGAACGAUCAGAAGCAUACAGAUCCGUUUGUUGCUGUGGUCGUUGAUCCAAAUCGCACCAUGACCGCAGGCAAAGUCGACAUUGGCGCCUUUCGCAUGUACUUAGAGGACUACACUCCUGAAAACGUGGCUUCAUCCGAAUACCAAUCCAUCCCUUUAAGCCAGAUCGAAGGUUUUGGUAUACACGCAAAUCAAUACUAUCCACUAGAAACGCAGUUACUGGACUUGCCUUGGAACUCAUACUGGGUUAACACUCUCAUUGAUCUGAACCAGGAAUUAUACAAACAUCCCCCAGUGUCCGCAAAGGACUCGAAAGACGUCAUCGAAUCAUCAAAAGAGGAAAAGAAGGAGAACGAGCUCGCAAAGACCCGGCACGGACUCAUAGUCAUUUUCUCGAUACGACCGGGAAGUGGACAAGCUGAUACGUCCCAGAUAGGGGAAAGUAUGAACAUCGGUUAAUCACCAAGGGUUUGCACCUUCCUACUUUUGUAAUCGCUAAUGCAUGU